UUUUUUUUUUUUUUUUUAAUCUUCCUCUCUCUUUUCUCCUUCCUUUUAUUUUGUUUAUAAAAGUAAUGACAGAAAGUGAAACUAACGAUACAGAAACUAUUGUUAUUUUAUCUGAUGAAGAAGAUGUUGUUAUUAAUGAAAAUGGUAAAAGAUUAUAUCCUGAAGGAAAGUUAGAAGAAAAUAUUGAAGAUGACCAUUAUUACAGCAGCGGAGUUGAUAGUAAAGGUGAUUUAGACGACGACGACGACGACGACGACGACGAGGAGGAGGAAUACAAUUCAGAUGAAGACUAUGAAGAAGAGCUCAGCAUCCACAAGGUUCGAACUUUACCUGAUGAUCAUGAACCUGUUAUACUUGACGAACGAACUGCAGACAACCCUUUAAAAGAAUUAAAUGACAUUUUUACUGAAUUUAAAUCUGAAUGCAUUCAACCUGACUCAUUUCUAGAGGACUUUGACAACAGUUUUGCAUGCGGCGGUUCCUUAAAUAAUGAAGCGCCUAAUAUUGCAAUCAACAUUGAAGGUAUUCUUGGACCUAUUGUUUUCCCUUUAGAAGAAAAAGAAGCGGAAAGAAUCCUUUCAACAUUUCCAACUGAGAAAGAUUUAAAUGAGAAAAUUACCGGUUUAGAAAUAGAAACAUCGAAAAUUAUGGUCAACCUUUCUUUUCAAGAAUAUUUGAAUGAUACAGUUUUGUCUAAUAUUCUGAAUAAUUUUGGUGUACCAAGCUAUGUCGCUAAAAAUUCGCGUCUUCAAGCUUAUCGUCUUUACAUUCGUACUAAUGGAGGUACAUUAAAAUCGCUCGAGUCCUUACCAACAGGUGCGUAUGGGACGGUUUUCGUUAUCCUACCAUCUGAAUUUAACGGCGGAAGUAUUUCAGCCACCUGGAUUGAUGACGAAAUUAAAUUUCGACCAGAAUCAAGUGCAUUUGAGUGCCCUUAUUAUGUGGCCUGGUUUAAUGACGUAGAUAUUAAAUUUCAUCCUAUCACUUAUGGAUAUCAACUUGUGAUUGCCUUUGCUUUGAUUUAUGAUGGUGAUGAAGGGAAAUCUAUUACAGUAGAGAAUUUGAAAUAUGGUCAACUUACGACAGGUAAUAUAUCUCUUUCUCAUAUAGAUCAGGGGAAGGUGAAUUCUUAUAUAAACCGUGCCGUUACAUACUUUGAAAAUCAUAAGGAUGCAAGAUACCCCAUCUUUUAUAUGCUUGACUAUAGAUAUAUGAUGGAUUACAUUGAAAUUGACAAUUUGAAAAAAAGUGAUAGGCUUCUUACUGAAGUCUUUACUCUUGCUACAGAGAAAGCAGGAUAUCAGAUGUAUUUUGGGCUCAUUCAACGAGAUGUAGAAGCCUCAGUAACUAAUCUAGUAGAUAUGUCAUCUAGUUUUAAUGGAAAAGAAGCGAAUGAAUGCUCUAUAGACGAAGAAGGAAUUUAUUUAACUACUAAUACUAUAUAUGAUCGAUAUACGUUGUUGUACCUUAUAGAUAAUCAAGGAAAUAAUUUAUUAGAAGAUCCUAUUGAAUUUAAUCAAAGGGAACAUCCUGUCAUUAUUCAGGGACCAUCAUGGUAUUCUCGUUGUAAACCUGAACGUCAAGAUUAUAGAAAGGACAACUCUACUGUUACAUAUGUGUACUCCAUUGUAUCCGUAAAUAUUAAAAAAAAAUGCUCAUACUAUAAUAGAAGCUUUAAUUAUUUUUUUUUCUUUUAGGCACUCGUCUUCUUUCCAAAGGGGAAAAUUGCUGAUAUAAUUUCAUCUGAAGCCGAGAAGGAAGUAGUAUAGGCUUCUGUUUAAUAUAUCAUAUCUUUGAUACCUUCAUUGCUUUUAUAAAGCUAUACAUAUCACGCUUAUAAUUAAAUUACCAUGUUUAAAUUACAAAUAUAGAAAUAGAUAGUGUUACUUAAAUGUAGAUUAAUACUCUGUAUUAUUACUCACCCAUUUUUAUAGAAUAAUUAUAGACAAGACU
This is a messenger RNA of Cokeromyces recurvatus, 1953 nucleotides long. RefSeq lists its product as uncharacterized. The coding region runs from base 66 to 1697 and encodes 543 amino acids. The record is from RefSeq and is a predicted model, not a curated record. The transcript has 2 exons. NCBI's taxonomy places the organism in Eukaryota, Fungi, Mucoromycota, Mucoromycetes, Mucorales, Mucoraceae.